AUGAAUAUAGAGAAGCUUCUUAAUGCAGAAAGUGGAAGAAUGUGGUAUUCGCUUCGACAUGGUGUGAAUGAAAUAACAAGUACAAAUACAUUUAUGGGGAACUUAUGGGUGAGCAAAGAUAGUUAUGCAGAAAAGGAGCCACCGGUCAAGAUAAUUAGACAGAUUGAGGGUCCGACAGAGCACAAGUACUUGACCUCCGAGGAUGUUACACUCCAGUGUGAGCUGACUCGGCUGGAUGGUGUUGCCAAAUGGUACAAGGAUGGGGAGAAGGUGGUGGACAACGAGAGGAUCUCCAUUGGGAGUGAAGGAACAUUCCGGUCACUGCGAGUACUGGACGCUCAGAUAACAGACUCAGGAGAGUACCUCUGUGAUAUCCAGAGUGACAGCAUUGUAUUCAGAGUGUGCGUGGAAGUGCCGCCGAUUGAGAUAAUCAGACAGACUGGGGGUCCGGCAGAUCGCAAGUACUUGACUUCCGAGGAUGUUAUGCUCCAGUGUGAGCUGUCUCGGCCAGAUGGUGUUGCCAAAUGGUACAAGGACGGGGAAAAGGUGUUGGAAAACGAGAGGAUCUCCAUUAGGAGGGAGGGAACGUUGCGGUCACUGCGUGUACUGGACGCUCGGACGACAGACUCGGGAGAAUACCUCUGUGAUGUCCAGAAUGACAGCCUUGUAUUCAGAGUGCGUGUGGAAGGUAACACAAAUCGAGCUCAGUGCCCUCAACUGUCUGAACUUAAACCUGACCAUUCCUAA
This is a messenger RNA of Rhincodon typus (whale shark), 747 nucleotides long. RefSeq names its product obscurin-like protein 1. Lineage: Eukaryota; Metazoa; Chordata; Chondrichthyes; Orectolobiformes; Rhincodontidae. The transcript has 3 exons. The record is from RefSeq and is a predicted model, not a curated record. Bases 1 to 747 code for a protein of 248 amino acids.